UAAAAAACCAAACCGUUUAUGAUUUCGGUCCGGUUUUCGGUAAUUUUUGUACACCUUCAGCAGGGGCACUUUCCCACACUGGUGGAAAAACCCUAGUUUUAUAAACCCCUAAUCUUUUCCACUGCUUUCCGUUGCUGUAACCCGUGCGCCCCCUUAGCCGCCGCAAUGCCGCCCAAGUUCGACCCAUCCCAAGUCGUCGACGUCUACGUCCGCGUCACCGGUGGCGAGGUUGGUGCCGCCAGCUCUCUCGCCCCCAAAAUCGGUCCUCUCGGUCUGUCACCCAAGAAGAUCGGUGAAGACAUCGCCAAGGAGACAGCCAAGGACUGGAAGGGUCUCCGAGUUACCGUCAAGCUCACAGUCCAGAACCGCCAAGCCAAGGUAUCCGUCGUACCCUCGGCGGCGGCCCUCGUCAUCAAGGCUCUCAAGGAACCCGAGCGCGAUCGCAAGAAGACUAAGAACAUCAAGCACUCGGGCAACAUUUCGCUUGAUGACGUCAUCGAAAUUGCGAGGAUCAUGAGGCCCAGAUCGAUGGCCAAGGACUUGUCUGGCACGGUGAAGGAGAUUCUCGGGACGUGCGUGUCCGUUGGUUGUACCGUCGACGGGAAAGACCCUAAGGAUUUGCAGCAGGAGAUUGCGGACGGUGACGUCGAGGUUCCUCUAGAUUGAUCGUGCGUUUUCUUCGCCAUUGAGGUUUUAUUCAGUUUCUUUGCUCUGCUGCUUGUUUGGUUAAAUUUCCCUUCUCCACUUCCGCGUUUUAGAGUAUUGUAACGUUGGACUGCAGGCUAGACUGUGAGUUUUUAAUUAUGUAAUUUUAAUUUGCAUUUCUUGGAUUUUUGAUUAGGUGACAAUACAAGUUUAUUUGAGAUUUUGUCAUGAAGUUAUGCGAUAUAGAGAAUGCAAUUACUAUUUCGUUUU
Malania oleifera is the source of this 915-nucleotide messenger RNA. RefSeq names its product large ribosomal subunit protein uL11. Lineage: Eukaryota; Viridiplantae; Streptophyta; Magnoliopsida; Santalales; Ximeniaceae. Gene Ontology annotation, molecular function: large ribosomal subunit rRNA binding; structural constituent of ribosome. Gene Ontology annotation, cellular component: ribosome; cytosolic large ribosomal subunit. Gene Ontology annotation, biological process: translation. Bases 166 to 666 code for a protein of 166 amino acids. The transcript has a single exon. The record is from RefSeq and is a predicted model, not a curated record.